AUGCGGCUGUUAUUAACAGUCACAACGUUGAUGCUGGUGAUCCUUCAUCGUUUAUGUGAUGGUGGAGCUCCUGGUACAAGUGGCUUACUUGACAAACUAAAAGUGAAAACGAUCAUCGAAAAGGAAGCUAAACAGUACUUGGCAACGUUUGGGUACAUGUCACAACCAAAAGCUCUCAAUGAAGGCUCACAGAAAUCGCAGUUCCCUAACGAAGAAGAUCUAAAGACAGCACUUUUGCGAUUUCAAAAAGCUUUUCUUCUCUAUCAAUCCGGUAUAGUGGAUCUCCCUACACACUCGAAGAUAUCUGAAUAUCGAUGUGGCAACAAGGACAUGUCCGAUGGCCAACAACUACGUGGUAAUAGUUUCCUACAUUUAGCGGCCUGUGAUGAGGCAUUCGAGAAGUGGCGACAAGUUGCUGACAUCGAUUUUCUUGAAACCAACAACGCUACGAAAGCUGAUAUCAGUGGAAUCUCUCUAUACCAUACACUACUUCAUGAAAUUGGACAUACGCUUGGAUUGCAGCACAAUUUCUAUCGUGGAUCGAUAAUGUAUCCGAUGCUGAAACCAGCACUAGUUCCCUACAGUUUCUUAGAUAAGAUUCCCAAUGUCGACAAAUUAUCCUUACGCAGGUUAUACGUGACAAAGGACGAGUGGAUGGUAUUCUACGAAAAUAACGUCUACCGCAUAAAGGGCAGAAAAUUCGUCGACAACGGAAGGAAAAUUCAGGACGUAUUCCCUAAAGCACCCGGAUUCGUGAACGCAACAGUAACUUCAGGCAAUUUAGUUUUGCUGUUCGUUGAAAGAACUAUAUACGGAUAUGAAUACGACGGAGUUACUUUCAGUGAAGCACCAGAUUUCCCUAGAGAAUUACACGAACGAGUACUUUUCUACCCACAGGCGGCUUUCCCACUGACUAACGGAAGCGUUAUUCUUCUUUCGGGUAAUGUUUUUGCUACAUACAGUGUGCUCGAUAACGUGCCAACAUUCCUAAAUGAUAAAACACGAUACUUCCCGAAUUUACCGAAUGAUCUACGAUCUGGUGUAUUGGAAGACUUACGAAACAGCAACAGAUAUUGGAUGUUCGACGAAAAAACGGUGAGUGAGAAAUAUCGAGGAAUUGUUCCAUUAUUUUUAUAUAACUAA
Molecule: messenger RNA, 1143 nt
Organism: Angiostrongylus costaricensis
Lineage: Eukaryota; Metazoa; Nematoda; Chromadorea; Rhabditida; Metastrongylidae
Source: the annotation of a GenBank genome assembly